This is a messenger RNA of Mercenaria mercenaria, 2756 nucleotides long. RefSeq names its product asparagine--tRNA ligase, cytoplasmic-like. NCBI's taxonomy places the organism in Eukaryota, Metazoa, Mollusca, Bivalvia, Venerida, Veneridae. Gene Ontology annotation, cellular component: cytoplasm. The transcript has 15 exons. Gene Ontology annotation, biological process: asparaginyl-tRNA aminoacylation. Bases 116 to 1756 code for a protein of 546 amino acids. Gene Ontology annotation, molecular function: nucleic acid binding; asparagine-tRNA ligase activity; ATP binding. The record is from RefSeq and is a predicted model, not a curated record.
AGGUAAAACCUUUACUUUCGGUUCACUGAUAAGCGCCUUGUUUUAUGUGCAUAUAGCCUUGAACGUCCUUGUAAACAAAUAGCCGUUUAUUUCAUCAUUCGCUUUGGACCAAAGGAUGUCUUCAGAAAUUUACACAUCGGAGAGCGUUGGCUCAGACGAGACCGGAGAAGGAAGUGCAGCCAGGCCUUUUAAAACGGUGCUUCAGGCUAUGAGACUUGCUGCUAAAGAACCAUUUCCAACUAUUUAUGUGGAUGGAAAAGAAGAGGGAACUAAGUAUGAAGUAGCUGCAAAGGCGCAGAUCAAGAAGUGGCAGAAAAUCUGGCAGAGGGAGCUGAGUAAACCUACUGACAGUGAAGAAAAAGAUGCUGACGCCCAGCGCAGAGAAAAGAAUCUCGAGGAGGCAAAGAAAAUUAUCAUCUCUGAAGAUGCUAGUCUUCCAGCUCCUAAGCAAAUUAAACUACGAGAUUCCGCUAGCUACAGGGAUGUUCGCGUAAAGAUCUACGGUUGGGUUCACCGGCUCAGAAGACAAGGAAAGAACCUCAUGUUUCUCGUGCUUAGGGAUGGUACAGGUGUUUUACAAUGUGUUCUCACAGAUUUACUGUGUCAGACAUACGAUGCAUUGACUCUAGCAACAGAAGCUGCUGUUUGUGUUUAUGGUGUCAUCAAGACAUUACCAGAAGGAAAAACAGCACCAGGGAACCAUGAAAUGACGGUUGAUUACUGGGAGCUGAUUGGAGCAUCGCCUGCAGGAGGGGCUGACAACUUACUGAAUGAAGAGGCACAUGUAGAUGUUCAGCUAGACAACAGACAUAUGAUGAUAAGAGGAGAAAACACAUCAAAAGUACUAAAGAUGAGGUCUGCUGCUAUGCAUUGCUUCCGUGAGCAUUAUUUCAGUCGAGGAUACUACGAGGUGACGGCUCCUACACUUGUACAGACACAAGUAGAAGGUGGUUCCACGCUGUUUAAACUAAACUUUUUCAAUGAGGAGGCUUAUUUGACUCAGUCUUCACAGUUAUAUUUGGAGACAGCGCUACCUGCAAUGGGCGAUGUUUUCUGCAUAGCAAGUUCAUUUAGAGCGGAACAGUCAAGGACUAGGAGACAUUUGGCUGAAUACACCCAUAUUGAAGCAGAAUGUCCGUUCAUAUCGUUUAAUGACCUGCUGGACAGACUUGAAGAUCUGGUCUGUGAUGUUGUCGACAGAAUAUUGAAAUGCCCGCUGGGCUACAUUGUUAAUGAACUCAACCCAGAUUUCAAGCCUCCAAAGAGACCUUUCAGAAGAAUGGAGUAUACUGCCGCUUUGAAAUAUUUGAAAGAAAAUGAAAUAAAGAAAGACGAUGGCUCUUUUUACGAAUUUGGCGAUGACAUUCCAGAAGCUCCUGAAAGAAAGAUGACGGAUGCCAUCGGUGAGCCAAUAUUUCUGUGCAAGUUCCCGGCAGAAAUAAAAUCAUUCUAUAUGCCUAGAUGCAAGGAUGACAAGAGACUAACAGAAUCGGUGGACCUCUUGCUUCCAAAUGUUGGUGAGAUAGUUGGUGGGUCAAUGAGGGUAUGGCAGUAUGACGAGUUGAUGGAGGGGUUCAGUCGAGAGGGUAUUGACCCUAAAAACUACUACUGGUACACUGAUCAGAGAAAAUUUGGAACAUGUCCACAUGGUGGGUAUGGUCUUGGCCUUGAGAGAUUUCUGUGCUGGAUCCUCAACAGAUACCACAUUCGUGAAGUGUGUCUCUACCCGAGAUUUGUUGAAAGGUGUAAACCAUAAAAUGACAGAAAAAUAUAAACAGUGUAACAAAGUAUUCUGUAAUUUACUUUUUUAUUGUCGUGGAACAAUUUCAGUUUUCCAGGUCUUUAUUCAUUUACCGGUAAUCUUUCUAUAGGCUAAGUGCGUCUUUCAAUAAGAUGGUUGUAGGGCUGAAUAUUGAGCAAGGCUCAUGAGGCUAUUGCAAAACUGGUUCAUACUGAUAAUUUUGCGCAUUUUUCUAAAUUAAAAUGUUGUGCAUAGCUUUAACGUUUGUUGAACAAAAUAUAAAACUGUUACAUGUUUCAUUUGAUUUGAAAUGUUAGGUAAUAAAUAUAUUUUUGUUAUAUUCAAAUGGAAUUUAGGCCUCAAACGAAAGCAAAUUAUGGGACGAUCAUUAGAAAGUCAGGUAAGGGGCUGAAGGAAAAGCAGAUAAAUAAUUUUGACUAAACAUUAAAGUAAAUAAAUAAUCUGCCCUUUGUUUUAGUGGGAACAAAUACAUAAUCUGGUCCAAAUGCCAAUAAGGAUAGUCUAAGUUCUUCAACAAAUUGAAAAAAUAUUGUUCCAUAAUUAUAAGAAUAGCACUUACAAGCAAAGUACAAUCUGAUUUUAUAACAACCAAAGAUAUCUCCUUGUUUGUACCAGCUGUCUAAAAGGUAUUAGUUUCCUAGCGAUUUUCAGAAUGUUUAUGGUAGGUGAUUUGUAUAUCCCGCUGUGUCACAUGUGCAUAUAUGUAUAGUUUUAUUUCAAUAUGAAUAUUCGUUUGCAUAAAUUUUGAAACACUCCCUAAGUCUAGAAAAUUAAUUCGAAUCAUUUAAUUUUCCUUAGUUAUGAAAUAUUUAGGACCAGGUUUCUAAGUACAUGUACUUUUUAAGUAAAUGGAUAAUCGAACCUGACCAAAACUGCUUACAACCCUGAUUUUCUGAUGGUUUGCUUAAUUGCAGAGAUAUAUAAUGAUAUCAUUUUUAUACAUCAGCAGAAAGGCCAGAGAAUAUAGAUUUGAACUUGAAAAAAAAACUGCUGU